Messenger RNA from Cryptomeria japonica (Japanese cedar), 810 nucleotides. RefSeq lists its product as uncharacterized. Gene Ontology annotation, biological process: DNA integration. Gene Ontology annotation, molecular function: nucleic acid binding. NCBI's taxonomy places the organism in Eukaryota, Viridiplantae, Streptophyta, Pinopsida, Cupressales, Cupressaceae. The coding region runs from base 1 to 810 and encodes 269 amino acids. The record is from RefSeq and is a predicted model, not a curated record. The transcript is spliced from 3 exons.
AUGCCACUCAGGCUUGUGUCAGUGGAAGAGCCUUUCGCUCAAUGGGGCCUUGAUUUUAUCGGAAUGAUCAACCCCCCCAGUUCAACCAGACAUAAGUGGAUCCUGACUGCUACUGAUUAUUUCACAAGAUUGUCUAAAGUCAUUCCUUUACGGAAUUCAUCAGAAAGUGAGGUGCUGGCUUUCCUAGAAGACCUGGUGUGUCGAUAUGGUUCCUCAAAAACUGUUAUAGUGGAUAAUGCGUGUGCAUUCACAGGCUCACGAAUUACCCAAUUCACCCUCAGCAGAGGUUCUAAAUACAAGAUGGAGUGUCAACACCACUUAAGAAGCACAUUAUGGGCAGACCGCAUAACACCCAAGCAGACUCUAAAAAACUCCCCAUAUAAGCUGGUAUACGGAAAGGAUGCACUUUUCCCUAUGUCGCUAGAGAUCCCAACAUUGCAAUUACUAAAAUCAAUGGAAUUGGCUGAAAAUGGCCCUAUGGCCGUAAGAUUGGUAGAGAUUAUGGAGCUACAAGAAGCAAGGGAGGCUGCCUUCACGGCUCUACAAGACAAACAAGAAGUUGUCAAAAUAUGGUUUGAUAGUAAAAAGAGCUCUGAUCUGGUCUUCAACCUCAGAGACCUCGUAUUGAAAUAUAAUGAGAGGGCGAUGAAGCUUGGUCAGUACGCCAAGUUCGAUUGCCUAUGGGAGGGACCUUUCUGCAUUCUAGUAUCAGGCAAGCAAGAAGAGAAGGAAGAGAAAGUAGAGAAAGGAGAAAAGCGAAAGGUUCAUUAUAUUAAAAACAUUUUUGUAUUUUCAUUACAAAAUGAGUAG